AUGAAGAGCGGGCCUGUUCGGAAGGCCCCGCGCGGCAAGAAGAAACCCCCCCCGGGGGCGGCGGCGGUGCCCGAGGCGGGGCUGGCGGGGGGCAGGAAAGGCACCGCGGCGCCGGUCGAGUGCCCCACGUGCCACAAAACCUUCCUCAGCAAAUACUACCUGAAGGUGCACAACAGGAAGCACACUGGAGAGAAGCCCUUUGAGUGUUCCAAGUGUGGUAAAUGUUAUUUUAGAAAAGAAAAUCUCCUAGAGCAUGAAGCCAGAAAUUGCAUGAACCGAUCCGAGCAGGUUUUCACGUGCUCAGUCUGCCAAGAGGUAUUCAAGAGGCGGAUGGAGCUGCGGCUGCACAUGGUGUCGCACACCGGGGAGAUGCCCUAUAAGUGCUCCUCCUGUGCGCAGCAGUUCAUGCAGAAGAAGGACCUCCAGAGCCACAUGAUAAAGUUGCACGGCGCCCCAAAGCCCCACGCGUGUUCGACUUGCUCCAAGUGCUUUCUGUCUCGGACAGAGCUACGUUUGCACGAGGCGUUCAAGCACCGGGGAGAGAAGCUGUUUGUCUGCGAGGAGUGCGGACACAGAGCCUCAAGUCGCAAUGGCUUGCAGAUGCACAUCAAGGCCAAGCACAGGAACGAACGCCCCUACGUUUGCGAGUUCUGCCAUCAUGCCUUCACGCAGAAAGCCAACCUCAACAUGCACCUGCGCACGCACACCGGCGAGAAGCCCUUCCAGUGCCACCUCUGUGGCAAGACCUUCAGGACACAAGCAAGCCUGGACAAGCACAACCGGACCCACACAGGGGAGCGCCCCUUUAGCUGUGAGUUCUGCGACCAGAGGUUCACGGAGAAGGGGCCCCUCCUGAGGCACAUUGCCAGCCGACACCAGGAGGGGAGGCCCCACUUCUGCCAGAUCUGUGGGAAAACCUUCAAAGCGGUUGAGCAGCUGCGUGUCCACGUCCGCAGGCACAAGGGAGUGAGGAAGUUCGAGUGCACCGAGUGCGGCUACAAGUUCACGCGGCAGGCUCACUUGAGACGCCACAUGGAGAUUCACGACCGUGUGGAGAACUACAACCCCCGGCAGCGGAAGCUGCGAAACCUGAUCAUCGAGGACGAGAAGGCGGUGGUGGUGGCCCUGCAGCCGCCCCAGGAGCUGGAGGUGGGCUCAGCCGAGGUCAUUGUGGAGUCCCUGUCCCGCGGCUCCCUGCCUGAGGAGAUCCCUGUGCAGAGACUCUGUUCAAACGAGACCUUUUCUACGGCAGAUGUGAUAGAGCAGUCACUAAUAAUAACAACAGCAAUUCCUGAUGACUGUGAAACGUAGUGCGGCUGCACGCAUCCUUCCUACCAAACACAAUACAGUGUUAGGCUGGAGUGACGCUCUGCUACACUUGUUCUUUUCAGCCUCCAGGGGCUUCAAGUCGCACGUCCAGCCUCUCUCCCUCCUCCUGUUUAAAGAUCCUACCCCCAGGUUGCAGGGAAAGUUCCUAAUGAAGUGAUAAUUGGGUAUCAAAUUAAGAAAUAUGAAGCUACUCAGAAUGACUACUUAAAUGUACAUACAUCGUAUUGGAUGGGAUGUGAUUGACAACUCCGUAUGUGUAAUACUGUGAAUUGCUUUUUAAUGAGCUCUCAUUUGUGACCAGAAGGGAUAGCUGGCUCACCUCCCAUUUCUACAGUGCUAGCUCUUACCUUGCUCCAUUAGUUCUACGUUUGAGUCUGAAUGCUCAUGAUUAAAGUUUACCUUCCGGAAGAGUGUGUGACUGCCCCUUUCCUUAAAUGUGUGCUGAAAGGACUGUGUCCUCAAUUAAAUUUGUGCCUUAUUCCUACUUGGUUCUGUCAAGCUUCUGCUACUUAUUUCUGUUUCUUUACUACAUUAAAGGCAUGGUGUGAUCUUGUAUCUUCUCACCAUUGAACUAAUUUAGCUGUUACUCAGCUUGAAACAGUAGGAUUAGCUCAAGGAAGUGGGUGAUUCUCUAAGCUCCUGUUUUUAGAUGUGGGGAUUUAUACUUGUAAAUAGUAUUUUUCUGAAAUAACACAAUCCAGGGUUGCUGUCACAUUGAAAACCAUUUCCCGAGUGUUUCUGUGGGGUGGCGGUGGAAUGUUAUACCUGAAACUGAGCACACGUAAGGAUUCAUGUCCCACCCAGCCUCGGUCCCCUUUCCCUUUUGUACUCACCAAACAGGCAGCGCUACCAUUUAAAUGCACCUCAGGCUUAGAAUGAGAAACAUCUCAGCAAAAACUUGUUCUAGUAAUCUUUCUGUUGAAAAACAUAGAGAUUUAUGUAACGUUUUAUUUAUUUAACUUGACUGCUGCAAGUAAAUUUAAAAACAAAUUAUGAGAAUAAAAAUACAUUAUCUGUAAAUGUAAAA
Molecule: messenger RNA, 2356 nt
Organism: Oxyura jamaicensis (ruddy duck)
Lineage: Eukaryota; Metazoa; Chordata; Aves; Anseriformes; Anatidae
Gene: ZBTB48
Product: zinc finger and BTB domain containing 48
Exons: 10
Coding region: 1-1311 (436 amino acids)
Biological process (GO): regulation of DNA-templated transcription
Molecular function (GO): DNA-binding transcription factor activity, RNA polymerase II-specific; RNA polymerase II cis-regulatory region sequence-specific DNA binding
Source: RefSeq, a predicted model, not a curated record